AUGGCCAACAGCAAUCAUUCAGCAGUGUCUGAAUUUAUCCUCUUGGGACUCACAGAUAAUCCAGAGCUUCAAGUCCUUCUCUUUGGUGUAUUCCUGAUAAUCUAUUUAACAAGUGUCUUGGGUAAUAUUGGUUUGAUUGUGUUAAUUCAUAUCAGUCCUCAACUUCAAAUACCCAUGUAUUUUUUUCUUGGUCAUCUGGCUUUUGUUGAUUUUUCUUUUACUUCAUCUGUCACCCCAAACACUUUGGUGGAUUUUCUGUGUGAAGUUAAAAGUAUAGGGUUUUAUGCCUGUGCUGUGCAAGUGUGCUGCUUCAUCACCUUUGUUGUGUGUGAGAUGUAUUUGCUCUCAAUCAUGGCAUAUGAUCGGUAUGUUGCCAUCUGCAGCCCUUUACUCUAUGUCAUUCUCAUGCCCAGGAAACUCUGUAACCAAAUGAUCGCCAGCACAUACAUCUAUGGAUUGACUGUGGGUCUCAUACAGACUGUGACCACCUUCCAAUUGUCUUUUUGUGGCUCCAAUGUCAUCAACCAAUUCUACUGUGAUGAAGUUCCCUUGAUCGGGCUGUCCUGCUCUGACACGCAUGUCAAAGAGCUGAUGUUGCUAAUCAUUGCUGGAUUGAACAUCCUUUGUUCUCUACUGAUUGUGACAAUUUCAUAUGUGUUCAUCCUCUUUGCCAUCCUGAGAAUUCAUUCCACUGAAGGAAGACACAAAGCCUUUUCUACCUGUGCUUCCCACCUGACCUCCAUAACAAUAUUUUAUGGGACAAUCAUUUUUAUGUACCUACUGCCCAAGUCUAGCCAAUCUUUAAACAGAGAUAAGUUUGCUUCAGUGUUUUAUGUGAUAGUGAUUCCCAUGUUAAAUCCAUUGAUCUACAGCUUGAGGAAUCAGGAGGUAAAAAAUGCACUGAAAAAAAUUAUAGAAAAGUUGGUUUUGGCUAUUAAAUAG
Messenger RNA from Talpa occidentalis (Iberian mole), 942 nucleotides. RefSeq names its product olfactory receptor 5AL1. The transcript has a single exon. The record is from RefSeq and is a predicted model, not a curated record. NCBI's taxonomy places the organism in Eukaryota, Metazoa, Chordata, Mammalia, Eulipotyphla, Talpidae. Gene Ontology annotation, molecular function: G protein-coupled receptor activity; olfactory receptor activity; odorant binding. Bases 1 to 942 code for a protein of 313 amino acids. Gene Ontology annotation, cellular component: membrane. Gene Ontology annotation, biological process: G protein-coupled receptor signaling pathway; sensory perception of smell.